GGACCAGACUCGGUGCUUGCAUUACGUUCGUUCCCAUCACCAGUAACCGGCUGUCCAGUGGCGAACUUCCUCUGCUGCUCGUAGCGUUUCUACUGUAAUCACCUACAGCGUAAGGGCCGGCGAGACAGCGCAGAGAUGGCUGUGGCGGAGGCGGCGUCGUGGCUGCAGAGGACCUCUACCCUGCUCGCCCCUGGGCCCUGGCAGUGGGCGUGGCUUUCUCCGUGGGCGUGGCUCUUCUCGUCAGAGGUCGCCAGCGCAUACGCCGCCUACAACGCCUCUGCCGUCAGCAACUCCACAGACCUCGAGCUGCGCGCCGAGGCGCCGCCCAGCCCGUCGGCGCUGGCGCUGUACGAGCACCUGUCGCUGCCGGUGCCACUACCCUCCGCCGCGCACCUGGGGCUCGCCACCGGCCUGUUGCUGGCAUUAUUCUUCAACGCGCGCCGAGAAGCCUUCAAGGAGCGGAAGCGCGCGGAGGCGUGGGCGGUGCGCGUGGCGUGCAGCGCGGCGUGGGUGGCGGGGGCGGCGGCGGCGCUGCCGGGGGCGGCGGCGCUGGUGGCGGCGUGCGCGCUCUACCGCCGCCUGGCGGCCGCCGUGCUCGCCUGCACCACCGGCCGAGACUUCGCGGGGCUGCUCGCCGGGCCCGACGCCGUCUGGGCCGUGGAGGACGACGCCGCGCGCUCCGUCAUCAACGUGCUCGCCACGCUGCAGGUGGAGGACGACGGCGUGGACGGGGCGCAGCUGCUGCGCCAGCUGCGGUCGCUGCUGCUGGAGCGGCUGCAGAGCGGCGCGCUGCCCGAGAAACUGCUGCUGCUUCGCCGCCACUCGCCGCUGGGCUACUUCUACUGGCAGCGACGGCCACAGCCCCUGCGCCUCGACGCCGUCGUCCGCGAGCACGUCCGCUUCCUCGGCGACGAAGACGACCUCGACGAGGACGCCGCCAGGUUUGGCGGCAGGCGGCAGCACGGGGCAGGCGCCGCCCAGUGGUGCUGGCUGGGCGCGCUGCGGCGCCGCCUGUGCGAGCUGGCGAACGCGCCGCUGCCGCAGGGCCACGCCGCCGGCUGGGAGGUGCUGGUCAGCGCCGCGCCCCUGGCCGCCGGGCCCGCCGACGCCGGCCAGGACCCCCUCACCGCCAUGGAGGAAGGUCUGCCGGAUGGCGUAGUCGGGGGCGGGUUCCGGGUGUUCCCGGUGCUUCUGAGGGUGCACCACUCGCUGGGAGACGGCGUGGCCCUCCUGCACCUGCUUACGCACGCGCUCUCUGGCUCCCCGCAGGUCCGGCCAAUCACAGUGUUGGUAGAUGGCGCCCUUAUACGGUUGCUCACUCUGGUGGCAAGGGCAGCGCCGCCAGGAUACGUUUCGUGCUCCCCGCAGUCGUCUCCGCCGUCGACGCCGCCCCCGCCGGCCUCGGAAGCGAGGUUCUUCCAGCGGGCGUCCUGUACACCCGGCGAUGGCCGCGCCACGCCCAUCAUCUGCCAGGUGCCGACGCUGCGCGCUAUGCCGGCCACGACGAACGCGUGGCCGCCGCAGCCGCCGGCGUCGCUCAGCACCGAGACGGAGCACGCGCCGCCACCCGCCGCUCUCCGGCCGCGCUCUCCAGCUCCAGCGCCGGGUCCGGCUCCAGGCGACAGGGAGAGGGACUUGGCCGUGUGGGUGGAGGCGGCCCGGCGCUCCUCCCCCGCGGCGUGGGCGCCUCCGCGUCCGGCCACGCCCGGUCUCCGCGACAGCUCGGCGCCGAGCUCUCGGCCGGCGACGCCUUUCCACUCUGCGCCGAGCUCUCGGCCGGCGACGCCCUUCCACUCUGCGCCGAGCUCGCGGCCCGCGACGCCCUUCCAGUGCUUCAUCGACGCCGCGGGCGACGCCGUGUCGUUCACGGCCGCCGUCAACAGCAGGUCGCCGACGCAGGUGGGGGCCGGGCAGUACCCCGCGGGGGGCGGCAGCCGCCCCACGUCCCCCCUGGCGCCCCCGGACUCCCCCGUGAAGCGGCCGGCGUCUCCCGUGCCGCCGUACAUCCCGGGCGUGCCCGCUUCGCCCGUCCGCCGCCCCCUGCGGAGGGUCCUCAACGGCCAGACUCCUCACCGGCCGUACAGCCCCAGUGCUCCGGCACUCACCAGACUGCACUGCUACAGCGGCGGCGCCGCCGCCUUCGCGGACGACCUCUGCGACAGCAGCUGCGGGCUCGACAGUCGCGGCGGUACCACCAUAUACUACUACAGCGCGACCGACGGCAGCUGCAGAAAGCUGACGAGGAACUUCUCCCACGAUGACGAGCGCUCCAUUGCUGCCGAGACGCCCGAGAGAACCCAGUCCAAAAACUUGGCGCGUUCCGUUUCCUUCGGCCCUGUCGAGGUUUUGGACGGCUCUGACAAGGAGACUCUCCCAGAGACGUCAAUCACCGAGCGGGAAAUGAACCGGGACAACGACGAUGCCGAGACGGCUGCAGUACUUGAAGCUCCCAACAGUCCAGUCAAGAAAGUUAAUUCCGAAGACAGUCCGGAGGCAAAAAAGGAGAUAGCCUUUGAUGACGCACCGCAGAAACCGUCGUUGCUCGUGCCGGCCGUAAAAGUGGAGGAAGUGUCUCUCCAACCUGGUAAUGAAGCUGAAGCAGCCCAAGGGACCACAAUACAGGCUCAGCAGAUGGAGCCGCAUAACAAGGAUCUGCCUACUGGAAGAGGGCAGAAGAGCUCUGAAUGCAAGGCUAGGCAACUUCCGAAGUUCAAGCUCGUUCCUGAAGGUGGUCAGCUCCUGCGCGUAGACGCGCAGCUGAUGACCGCAAAUGGUGUUUCGGGCAGCCCGUACGCGCCGCUGCUGCAGGCGAUCAGCGAGUCCGGUCGCAGCCGGCCCGCCGGCGCGCUGGAGCCUGCCCGCGGCGCAUUCGCACUGCUGCUGACGCCGGCGGCGCUACUGCAGCAGGCGCUGCUGCACGCCGACCACCAGCUGCCCUGCCCCGCCGGACAGCUCUCCGGGGACAAGGUGGUGACGUGGCUGUCGGAGCCGCGGCUGCUGGAGGCGGUGCGGCGCGUGCGGCGGCGCGAGUGCGCGCGCUUCACGGACGUGCUGCUGGCGGCGCUGGCGGCGGCGCUCGACCGCCGGCUGGGCCCGCGCGCGCCGCACAGCGCCACCGUCGUGCUGCCCGGCCGCAUCGCCGGCCCGGAGGCCCGGCCGCGCCCGGCUGCGGCCGACGUCUCCAGCUUCCUGGACAGCCCGGGCCCGCGGCCGCCGCUGGAGAACCGCUUCUCCGUGGGCCUGCUGCCGCUGCCGCUGGCCGGCGCCUCGCGCCUUCCGCCCAACCGCCGCCUCCGAGAGGUCGCGCGGCGCUCGCGUCUCCUUCGCGCGUCGCCGGACUACCAGGUGAACUGGUGGCUGAUGCGAGUCGCGGCUAGUGUGCUGCCGACAGGGCUGCUGGGGCCCGCGCUGAGAAGCACGCGCUCCAGCCUCGUGGUGAGCAACUUACAAGGGCCGGACCACCGCGUGCGCAUCGCUGGGCACGAGGUGCGAGACCUCGUCUUCUGGGUGCCCAACAGGGGCUCCAACGGAAUGGGUGUGAGUAUUCUGAGCUAUGCUGGUGGGCUGCAGCUGGGACUACAGCUGGACAAGGCCGUGGCACUGGGACCAGAUGAUGAGGCACGGCUGCUAACAGUUGUCGCUGCAGAGAUACACCGUAUGGAUGCUGCCAGUCGUGCUGACCACUGAGAUGGAGUAUCCAGCAUCUAGGUCUGCACUUCCCAGGGCAUUUCCAUUUCUUUCUCUCUACGCAGCCAAGCCAUCCAGAGCAUACCUGCAGUUACCACAGUAGCCUCACAGUAACAUUAAAGAAUAAAAUAUUUUUUAAAAGUAGUCAAGGAAUGUGACUUCUGCCAUAAGAAUGAGAACCCAUGUGCAACUUGACCAAUGGCAUCAUCAUAAAAGUAACUUCUUUAUGUGUCCCUAACACUUAACUUCAUUCCAGUUCCAAGAUCUCCAUCUACAACUGUACUGUACAGACCUUUGUUAAGUGCAAUUGUACCAAUAUUUAGAUUUCUUCCUGUUUCAUUCAUGGAUGGAACAUAGGAAGACUGUUUAUAUAAUUCUGUGUAAUAUGUUGUAGUUUUUAUGUUUAUCUUCACUGGCCCUAUGACACACAUAGAUAUAUGAAGAAUAUUCAUAGCUUUCAAUUUAAAAACUAGUUUUUUGGAAUUUGGUAAGUAGGCUUUUGCAUGGUUCCAGGUACCUAAAAGCUGAGAUUCUGGAACAUGUGUGAAACUAACUCAUGAGCAUUUGUGCUGCAUUUCUCUGUUUCUGAUUAAUGAGCCUGUUAAUAUAACCUGACAACUGUCAGUCAUGUAA
Molecule: messenger RNA, 4320 nt
Organism: Schistocerca americana (American grasshopper)
Lineage: Eukaryota; Metazoa; Arthropoda; Insecta; Orthoptera; Acrididae
Exons: 13
Coding region: 136-3687 (1183 amino acids)
Biological process (GO): triglyceride biosynthetic process
Cellular component (GO): plasma membrane
Molecular function (GO): long-chain-alcohol O-fatty-acyltransferase activity; diacylglycerol O-acyltransferase activity
Source: RefSeq, a predicted model, not a curated record